Messenger RNA from Olea europaea var. sylvestris, 1221 nucleotides. RefSeq names its product glycine-rich cell wall structural protein-like. The transcript has 5 exons. The record is from RefSeq and is a predicted model, not a curated record. The coding region runs from base 1 to 1221 and encodes 406 amino acids. Lineage: Eukaryota; Viridiplantae; Streptophyta; Magnoliopsida; Lamiales; Oleaceae.
AUGUUGCUGAGUAACAUUACUCUUUACAAAGAGGUCAAUGUUCAACCCUACAAUGAUUUGCUUCUUGCUGUAGGACACAACAGCAAAAUCAGUCGCAUGCUGAAUGCGAAGCAUCUACUUUGGCAAAUUGAACCUUUUCUAAACACUGUCACCAAGAAUGAUAGAACUCGGACAAGAAAAGCAUGUGGGGGAGGUGGACUUGGUGGAGGCAUUGGGAAAGGUGGUGGAUUUGGGGGUGGCAUAGGUAAAGGUGGUGGUUUUGGUGGAGGCAUAGGGAAAGGUCAUGGAUUUGGUGGCGACAUUUGGAAAGGCGGUGGAUUUGGUGGCGGCAUUGGAAAAGGCAGUGGAUUCGGUGCCGGCAUUGGCAAAGGUGGUGGAUUUGGGCACGGCAUUGGUAAAGGUGGUGGUUUUGGUGGAGGAAUAGGGAAAGGUGGAGGUUUUGGUGGCAGCAUUGGGAAAGGCGGUGGAUUUGGUGGCGGCAUUGGCAAAGGUGGUGGAUUUGGGGGCGGCAUUGGAAAAGGUGGUGGAUUUGGUGGGGGCAUUGGAAAAGGUGGAGAUUCUGGUGGUGGCAUAGGCAAAGGUGGUGGAUUUGGUCGAAGCAAUGGAAAAGGUGGUGGAUUUGGAGGCGGCAUGGGAAAAGGUGGUGGAUUUGGGGGCGGCAUUGGAAAAGGUGGUAGAUUUGGCGGGGGCAUUGGAAAAGGUGGAGGUUCUGGUGGUGGCAUUGGAAAAGGUGGUGGAUUUGGGGGCGGCAUUGGAAAAGGUGGUGGUUUUGGUGGAGGCAUAGGCAAAGGUGGUGGAUUUGGGGGCGGCAUUGGAAAAGGGGGUGGAUUUUGGGGAGACAUAGGCAAAGGUGGUGGAUUUGGGGGUGGCAUUGGAAAAGGUUGUGGAUUUGGAGGCAGUCCAAGUGGUGGGUUCAGCAAGGGAGGAGGAAUUGUUUGUGGGGUUGUCGCCAGAAACUUGAAUGAUGAAGAAAAGCUUGUGACAAGUGGCAAAGUAGGUGGCAGUGCCGGACCUGAUGAGAGAGAUGGGAGACCAGACCUGGAGACCACUACUUACCCUACAAAAUUCAAAAAUCAAAACCCUUCUAAAAGAGGAAAGUGCAAAGGCGGGGGCAACCGGGCGGCGGCUACAGGCAUGAGGCACGGCUCUCUUCUCGCCAAUGAUUUCAGAAAAUCAACAACCCUUAACCUGUUAACCCUUUCUACCGGCAGUUACUUGUAA